CCGCCAAAUUUCACUCGACAAUCGGCCGACCGACCGGUUGACUGGCCGGAGAAUGGGAGCUCUGGUUUGUCGAGAGGUGCUGGGCGCCCGACUGGGCUGGUCGGCCGGCCCGGUCGGAUGACUAGGGCAAUUGGGGGCCGAUCGGUAGCCGGUUCGGGACAUGUCUGUAAAGUGGGCAAGGCGAGUGAGUGGAUAGGGGGCGGCAUGGCCGCAGGAGUGAAAGGCCAACUUGUCUGCUGGACCGUCUUCCGGCGUCUCUCUGUCCAUCGGGAGUUCCAUGUGGUCGCUGGUCAGGCCUCACAUCCGCCUGCCCAUCGGCCUGGCUCUGUUUGUCCAAGGAUGUUGGCUGUUUACAUCUGCUUCUCCCUUCAUUCACUCAUUCGCCUCCACGCGGGUGCUUUAUGCCUGCGUGUCAAGACGUCUUGGCUUGUGAGUGCAAGACAAGAGAGAUUUGUCUCGUUAUUUUCCCAUCUACAGCGCGCCAUCUUUGCGUACCAAGGCUUGGCGUAUCAACCCAUGCGCCCCCACCGGAUUCGGCUGCACUCCGUCACUCUCGAUAAUCGGUCCGGUCAUCUUGACCGACCCUUACGUCUGCCUAGGCAUGCCCUAUUCGCCUGGGCUGCUAAGCUGGUCUUGUUCGCCUCCAUCGUGUGUCGUUUUCCACCGCGUCUGGCGCUCAUCUGCCGGUUCCAUCUUACGACUGCCAGGCAUGGACAGUUGGUCUAUUGGGCGAAGAUAGAGAGACAUUUCUUUAGGCUGGUGACCCUAGCCUGA
Messenger RNA from Protopolystoma xenopodis, 774 nucleotides. The record is from the annotation of a GenBank genome assembly. NCBI's taxonomy places the organism in Eukaryota, Metazoa, Platyhelminthes, Monogenea, Polystomatidea, Polystomatidae.